Triplophysa dalaica is the source of this 2206-nucleotide messenger RNA. It is a transcript of the gene tdh2, whose product is annotated as L-threonine dehydrogenase 2. The transcript has 9 exons. Gene Ontology annotation, biological process: L-threonine catabolic process. The coding region runs from base 147 to 1238 and encodes 363 amino acids. Lineage: Eukaryota; Metazoa; Chordata; Actinopteri; Cypriniformes; Nemacheilidae. Gene Ontology annotation, molecular function: L-threonine 3-dehydrogenase activity. The record is from RefSeq and is a predicted model, not a curated record.
GUGAAAUACUAUGCAAAUCCCUUUUAGCAGCAUCGUUUAUUUAUUUUCUUUUCCACCUACGGAAACACCACGACAAUGUUGUGAUUUUGGUGCAGGAUACGUCGCGGAUUUGAAGUUCUGAUAGACUAGUGAAGCCAACAGACGACAUGCUGUCAGUUGUGCGGCUGUGUGUCCGAUCGCCGUGGAAAGCUUGGUCGGUCCGGGGAAUGAGUUGGUCUCCGCGUCAGAUCAACCGAUGGCCGAGCGAUCAGUUAUCCGAGUCUCCCACCGACAGUCCUCGCGUCCUCAUCACAGGUGGUCUGGGACAGCUUGGAGUUGGACUGGCUCAAAUGCUGAGGCACCAGUAUGGAAAGGAGAAUGUCAUCCUAUCGGACAUUAGAAGGCCUCCUAAUGAGGUUUACAACAUGGGUCCAUUUGUGUAUGCUGACGUUCUGGAUUAUAAAAACCUGAGGGAGCUAGUUGUAAAUAACAGAAUCACAUGGCUGGUCCAUUAUAGUGCUUUACUUAGUGCUGUUGGGGAAGCAAAUGUAGCGCUCGCUCGCACCAUUAAUAUCACAGGUCUGCAUAACGUGUUAGAUUUGGCCCUGGAGAACUGCUUGCGACUAUUUGUGCCUAGUACCAUUGGAGCAUUUGGGCCUUCGUCUCCCCGUGAUCCAGCCCCUGAUCUCUGUAUCCAGAGGCCUCGUACCAUUUAUGGAGUUUCCAAAGUCCAUGCUGAGCUGAUGGGGGAAUAUCUCCACCAUAAAUAUGGUCUGGAUUUCCGAUGCUUACGAUACCCCGGAGUGGUUUCUGCCAACACCAACCCAGGGGGUGGCACUACUGACUAUGCUGUCCAGAUCUUUCACGAUGCCCUCAGCACAGGCCAGCAUGAAUGUUAUUUACGCGCCAACACUCGGCUUCCCAUGAUGCACAUCCCUGACUGCCACAGGGCUACUGUAGAGUUCAUGCAGGCCCCUGAAAGCCGAUUGUCAUUACGUACUUACAACAUUGCAGCCAUGAGUUUCACACCCGAGGAAGUUGCAGGAGAGAUACGCAAGCACCUGCCCAACCUGAGGGUCACAUACAAUCCUGAUAUCAUCCGACAGACUAUUGCAGACAGCUGGCCAGUGCGAUUUGAUGACUCUAAUGCACGCCAGGAUUGGGGCUGGAAGCCUGCAUUUGGACUGUCAGAGAUGGUCACAGACAUGCUGGCCGCCAUCCGUGAAAAGAGAGAGAAUGCAGGACUAACCAUCAGCUAGCAUAUCAUCUCGAGGACAAAACACAGUUUACCAGCAUUUUUAGAAGCUUGGCAACCAGAAGAGGAAAAUACAUUUCCAAAUAAUAUUUUAAAUUGAAGCUGUUUCCUCAGAUCAUGCCCCUAUAUCGGUUAAAGAUCUACCAACACUGUCAGUCCAUAAACAUGCUUGUGAAGAAAAAGUGUAAACCUACAGUUAAAACUCUUACAAAUGCACAAACCUCAAACUGUCAGAUUUGCUGAGGGGUCUCUUUCUUUCUUAUGUAUUUCUACUUUUUUACACACACAACUACACAGCCCAACAAGCAAUAUAACAACACUGUAUUUUCCGCCCAGAAUUUAUAAGAAAAAUUGAAACACAUACAUUAAAUUAGACUCUAUUAAUUAGUCUGAUGCUAUUGAUAAAACUUAAAGAACAUUCUUUUUGGCAGAGGUGGAUUUUUCUCUGAUCUGAAUAAUUUAAACAAUAUCCAUUUGUACUGCAGGGAUUAUUUGUAAUUUUUCACAAAAUGCUCUAGAGAAUUCCUCGCAUUGUGUGGAUGAGGAUGCUGGUCUAAAAUUGAAAUAUGAUAUUGCCUUACUGCUGAAGGAAAGCCAUUUAUCAGUUGGCCACAAUUUAGGGUUAGUUAAACCCACUUUCUCUGUAUAGGCUUACUUUUUAAGAGGCAUUGAUGAAAGGUCUCUGAAUUCAUAUACAACUAUAUUAUAAUGAAUACUAAAUGACUCAGAAUUGGUGGUGUCGUUUUCUAAACUGAGCUGUUCAUACUGUGACCCAUGACACAUGAAAGAUGGCAUUAGCAGCCUGACACUUGACAUUUUUUACAUUUUCAUUAACAUUCCAAAUUUUUUUCUAUCUUAAACAUCCAACUCUGCCUUGUAAUAAUUUGACCAAAUUCUCCAUAGGGUAUACAAAAAAAUACAAUAUUAAAAGACUCAUCUCAUUUUCAAAUUUAGGGUGUGAUUUCUGGACAA